Gossypium raimondii (Peruvian cotton) is the source of this 792-nucleotide messenger RNA. Its product is annotated as glutamate receptor 2.9-like. The coding region runs from base 1 to 792 and encodes 263 amino acids. The transcript is spliced from 2 exons. Gene Ontology annotation, molecular function: ligand-gated monoatomic ion channel activity; signaling receptor activity. Gene Ontology annotation, cellular component: plasma membrane. The record is from RefSeq and is a predicted model, not a curated record. NCBI's taxonomy places the organism in Eukaryota, Viridiplantae, Streptophyta, Magnoliopsida, Malvales, Malvaceae.
AUGGUAGUAACCAACGGCUCAAGAUUGGUGUUGGUGGUAUGGAUAUUUUUGGCCUUAAUUUUGAUGCAGAGUUACACAGCAAAUUUAUCUUCAAUCUUGACAGUCAAUCAAUUACAGCCAACAAUCCCGAGUAUUAAAGAACUGAGAAAAUCUUAUGUUGGUUACCAGAAUCAUUCAUUUGUAAAAGGCUUCCUAAUAAAUCAAUUAGGGUUUCAGGAGUCUAUGCUCAAGCCAUAUUGUUCUGUUGAUGACUACCAAGAAGCAUUGUCAAAGGGAUCUGAAAAUGAGGGAGUUUCAGCCAUCUUUGAUGAAAUUCCCUACAUUAAACUAUUUCUUGCUCAAUAUACUACAGGCUAUCUCAUGGUUGGGCCCACCUAUAGAACAGAUGGGUUAGGAUUUGCAUUACCAAUAGGUUCGCCAAUGGUUGCUAAUUUCUCAAGGGCAAUCCUGAAUUUCACUCAACGAAAAUACAUGAAUUCAUUGGAGAAAAAGUACUUUGGCAUGGUAUCCAUAGAUCAAGACGAGACUGGGGCAGUCUCUUCAGCUAGCCCCAGUCUUACUUCAAGGAGUUUUGCUGGCCUCUUUAUCAUUAUUUCCAUCAUUGUACUUUUAGCCUUGCUUAGCUCAAAAAUCCAUAUCUUACGAAGGCUCAUCCAAAGAUACAUCUUUAGCAAUUCUGGUGAUAUUGCUCAUCCUCCACAAAUCAACAACGUUGAAGAAAAUCACAAUUCUAACCAGAAUAAUAGAGAUGAAUCUAUAGAAGAAGGUAUACUGGAAGGUCGCUCAUCAUAG